Messenger RNA from Juglans microcarpa x Juglans regia, 1229 nucleotides. RefSeq lists its product as uncharacterized. Bases 290 to 994 code for a protein of 234 amino acids. The transcript is spliced from 3 exons. The record is from RefSeq and is a predicted model, not a curated record. NCBI's taxonomy places the organism in Eukaryota, Viridiplantae, Streptophyta, Magnoliopsida, Fagales, Juglandaceae.
AUACUCUGCUUCGUGCGGGUUUAUCUCGGAGACGGAGAGAAAGGAGAAUGGGUAGGAAACCCAAAGCUGCAAAGAAUCAAGAAAAGGAACCCAUGCUGUUUUUAUCUGGGAAGUUUGAGAACAUGGAUUGUGGAAUUUUUCUUCAUCUGCUAAUUAGUGUUUAUGCUAGUGUAAGCCUGAACGUACAAGUCCACCUCAGGAGAGAGUGACUUCGCAGCCUGGAAAAAUAAAUCCUUCCCCAGAGAGAGUGGGAUCACAGCUUAAAAAAGGAAAUCCUUCCCCAGCCAGUAUGGAAACACGGUCUGAAAGCAGCAUCCCUUCCUUGGGGAGGGUGAAGACACAGCCUAAACAGCAAGCAGAGUCUUCCAAACCAUCAAAUCCAAAUAAAAGAGUGAAAUUCUAUGCUCGUGUUGUCAGGCGAUCUGAACGUAUCCAAAAUGCAGUUAUGCCUUCUCAAAACCUGGACAUUGAGCCUAUUGUUGAAGAGAUAGUUCUAAGUGAAAGUGAUAAAGAAGAUGACCCACCUACUCAGACUCAGAGGGAGCAAAAUCGGCCUGAGCCAACAACCUUUGGUGAAAAGAACUUGGAAGAAAAGGUUGAAUAUAUCAUACAACAAUUGGAAGCACAAGAAAAGGCCAUGGAAGCAUUGAAGUCUGAGUCAUCUAAGACAGAUGUCUCAUACAAAAAAUUGUAUAUAGACAGCCAAAAAAAGGUUGAAUCCUUGAGCGAAGAAAAUAAACAACUUUCCAUGAAGCUGGAAAUUGCUCUUGGAAAACUUGAAACAUAUGAGAACGGAAAUCGAGUUUUCUCUGAAGUGUUGGAGAAAUUGAAGGAUUUCAUCUUGGUUGCGAAUCUGACAAAAGCUACCGAGACUGCGUUUAAUGCAUCAUCUCAAGCAUUACGCAAUACCUUCCGUGCAGGUGAUGAUGCUCUUGGAUCCGGAAGUCGUGCAGUAAAGAGAAAUAAAACUACCUCCCAAAAUGAAAAGAACUGAAACUCGUCACAUAGUCUAGGUGGUUUGCCAAAUAUUUUGAGAGUACAUUUGUCUGAAUCUAGGGCGGUUUUGUUUGGUUAAAGUAGAGAUGAUGACUGGGGUGGUGGUACUAGAUUGCUUUGAGGUUGACCCGCAGGCGCUUUUGAUGUUUAACUUCCUUGGAGAACAUUUUGUUUGGUACUUCCAGAUACAGAGGACAAUGUCAUUCCAAGAUACGAUGUGCUUUUGAUGUUUA